Messenger RNA from Lolium perenne, 507 nucleotides. The record is from RefSeq and is a predicted model, not a curated record. Lineage: Eukaryota; Viridiplantae; Streptophyta; Magnoliopsida; Poales; Poaceae.
AUGGGCGACCCCUCCGGCAACCCACCGACCCCUCCCUACUUUGUCCCACCCUCUGCCACCGCCACUUCCGCCGCGCCACCGCCAAACCCUAGCGGCGGUGCCGACGGGGGCAACCCAACGGAUGCUGCGCGCGUGCUCUUCGUCCCGCUGCGCGGGGCACUGCACGCAGGCGCUGCCGCGCGCGCAGAUGGCCGCGCAGGCGCUGGCAACGCGCGGCCCGCGCCGAGGAAGGGGAAGGCGUCGUCGAACAAACGGCCGCACCUCAGUCCCGCCGCCGUCGCGCCGCCGAAGAAAGCGAAGGCGCCCGUCCCCCGCCGGCAGCCUCCUCCUCCGGUGCUGAACCAGGCGCCUCCUCCUCCUCCUCUUCCGCCGACCCAGCCGAGAGCUGCAGCUCGCAUCGGCGGCAGCUGUAGUGCGAUUAGAGCCAAGCAGCAUCGUGGCUCUCCACAAUCCAUGCGCGUGCGGCCGGGAGUGGAAGGUCAGCGCAGCAGCGGCGAGACACAAUAG